Molecule: messenger RNA, 1593 nt
Organism: Cynocephalus volans (Philippine flying lemur)
Lineage: Eukaryota; Metazoa; Chordata; Mammalia; Dermoptera; Cynocephalidae
Exons: 4
Biological process (GO): proteolysis; virion assembly
Molecular function (GO): aspartic-type endopeptidase activity
Source: RefSeq, a predicted model, not a curated record
AUGGGCCGCACUGUGUUCUUCGGAGUGGCCGACUUUCCAACUCGGCUGCCCGCUGAAGGUUCCUUCUCUCCGCCAUUGAUUACAGCAGCAAAAAGGAAAACUUUCAGUUCUGAAAGCCACCCAGACCAGAUACCUUAUAUCGUCGUCUGGGAAGAUCUAGUCACGGAUCCUCCUCCGUGGGUCCAUCCCUUUGUUCCCUUAACAGGUCCAACGGCCGUAUUUGCUCUUCGAGAGGUCCUGUUCACCACCAAGGAGAAAGAACGGAUCCUCCUGGAGGCUCGAAAGAACAUUCCAGGAGCCGAUGGGCGACCCACCCUCCUCCCUGAUGUUAUAGAAGCAGGAUUCCCGUUGAUCAGACCAAACUGGGAUUUCAACUCAGCAGAAGAUAGGGAGCACCUAAAGGUCUAUUGCCAGGCUCUAAUGGCCAGUCUCCAAGGGGCAGCAAAAUGCCCUACCAAUUUGACUAAGGGAAAGUCAUGGGUACAAGGGGCUACAGGGAACAGACAAUACUCAUGGACUACCCAAGGAACGGUGGACCUAGGCGUGGGCCGGGUAUCCCACUCGUUCAUUGUCAUUCCUGAGUGCCCCUACCCACUACUGGGAAGAGACCUCCUCACCAAAAUGGGUGCUCAAAUCCAUUUUGACCCCGAGGGACCUCGGGUGCUAAAUCGACAAGGAAAGCCUCUCCAGAUACUAACUCUCAGGUUAGAAGACGAAUACCAAUUGUUUGAAAAACAAGGGCAGGAGACCGGACAGAUGGACUGGUGGUUAGAAAACUACCCCCAGGCGUGGGCAGAAACUACAGGGAUAGGGAAGGCUAAAAACUGGCCCCCUGUCCAUGUAGGACUGAAGGCUCAAGCCAGUCCUAUAGCUGUCCGACAAUACCCAAUGUCCCAAGAAGCACACAAAGGCAUCCGACCCCACAUUGCCCGUUUGCUUCAGCUGGGGAUCCUACAAAAGUGCCAAUCAGCCUGGAACACACCCUUGCUGCUGGUCCGAAAACCUGGGACUAAUGACUAUCGACCGGUCCAAGAUCUCUGAGAGGUAAACAAACAUGUGGCCGACCUCCAUGCCACCGUCCCUAAUCCCUAUAAUCUUUUAAGUUCUUUACCUCUAGACAGGACCUGGUAUUCGGUACUGGAUCUCAAAGAUGCAGUCUUCUGUUUGCCGUUAACUGUAAAAAGUCAAGAUUACUUUGCCUACAAGUGGAAAGAUUCAGAGACUGGCCUAACAGGGCAACUCACAUGGACCCACCUGCCUCAAGGAUUCAAAAACUCGCCCACCAUCUUUGAUGAGGCCCUCCACCAGGACUUGGCCAUGUUCCAGGCCUCUAAUCCCCAGGUAACUAUGUUGCAUAACAGUGACUUAUAUGCCAGGUUGAAAGGACUACAAGCGGUGCAGAAAGAAGUCUGGUCACAGCUGGCUGCCACCUAUGAGCCUGGGACCCCCAAAGUUUCUCACCAGUUCCAGGUUGGAGACACAGUCUAUGUGAGACGGCAUCACUCCCAGACCCUGGAGCCCUGCUGGAAAGGACCUUACCUAAUGCUUUUAACAACCCCAACGGCUGUAAAGGUAGAUGGAAUCUCCGCUUAG